AGGGAGAGGGAGAGGCGGCAGGGAGAAGGAGAAGGGGCAGCCUGUACUCCUAACCAGCCAGGGGCUUGCCUGGUCUCCCCAGUGUUAGCAGGUCUGACCCCAGCAUUUGGUGGAGGUGCUCUGACCGAGGGACGCUUGACUCUACUCCCCGGCACGGUGAACUUGAAAAUCGAAAUCUGGAUUGUCCACACCUGGUCUGGAUGAAUGAAGAUUUAAAGACGAAGGGUUGAAGACGAGGACUACCUGAUCAACUACGCACAUGGGACACACGCACGGUCAGCAACUCCCGCCCACAGCGAUGCCCCAGACGCACUCCCAGCAGCAGAGGCAGCAGCAGCAGCAGCAGCAGAGGCAGACGCAGCAGCAGAGGCAGACGCAGCAGAGCGGGGCGGCCAGGGCGGCGGAGCUCACCGUGGCUCACAGGACGGAGCGACGGGGCAGGGAGCCGGGCAUGCUGGGAGACGGCUGCAGCAGCCCCAGCGGCCACAACCACAGGUCCAACCGACUGGCCAUGCUCUCCAGGUCUCUGAUCCUGUGCCACUCCAAGACCAGUGACGACUUUCCCGAGCCGGAGGAGAGGACCUGGGGUGCCGGGGACGGGGUCCCGGGCCCCGCGGGGCCUUGGGGCCCCGGGGGUGAUCCCGUCAUCCCGGGGCAGAUGGGGGGUCCGAGCUGGGCGAUGGACCCGGCUCAGGGGCCGCUGACAGUGAAGGGCCAGCCGUCCUCACCGGGGACCCAGCGAGGCACGGAGAGCCCCAAACAUCCGUACCCCCACUCUGAGGACCUCAGGGAGCACAAGCGGAGCCUCCGGAGGACAUUCAGCAUCAAAGAGAGCAGUAUAUGGAGGAUGUGUGUGGCCACGGGGCCCACAGACGAGGGCCGGGGCCCCCAUAUGUCUGAUAGCAGCAGCCUGACGCAGGACAAAGAGGCCUGUGUGGAGCGAGGCCACAACACAGUGGAGUUAUACAGAGGCUGCUACAACCAGAGGCCAGACAAGCUGGCACCUUUUAACGGACAGUGUCUGAACGGCCACACAAGGCCGGGGGGGGAGGGGCGCGGCCGGUCUGCCGCCGUCAACCUCAGCGGUCAAACCCAAACAGAGGAAGCUCCGGCGGCGCCAGAGUCCCUCCGCGUCUCCUGUCUGACCAACGGACCUCCGUACCCGGCGUCUGUCUCCCCGUCCGACUCCUCCGCCGAUCCCAGCUACACCGACAGCGACUUUGUGUCGUCCAGCAGCCACCACCUAAAGUUGGCCAUCCCAGAGGUGAACGAGGAGAAAGUAUGGGAGACGGAGGAGACAGGGGAGCCGAAAGCUGUGGACGCGACUGACUGCAACCGGACACGUGCCAGCUCUACAAGCGUUCAUCCUUAUUGGAUCGGGGACCUGGAUGCCAUCAUCAUGAGGGCGCCGGAUCUCUACGGCGACCACCCGAACCCAAACGGUGGUUUCUACGGCAACAGGAAGUCUUUGUCUCAGCAGCUGGACGUCCCCCACGCCAACAUGCAGCCCGUGCACAGGGCCACUCGGUCCCUCAGUUCAGCCCUGUUGGUCCAGCACUCGUGCAGCAACGUCCAGGCAUUCUUCAUCUGCAACGUGGUUCUGAUGAAGGGCCAGGGCAAGGGCCUCGGCUUCAGCAUAGUGGGAGGACAGGACAGCAUGUAUGGACCGAUGGGGAUCUACGUGAAGACCAUCUUCCCUGGAGGAGCCGCAGCAGCCGAUGGGAGACUGCAGGAGGGCGAUGAGAUCCUGGAGCUGAACGGGGAGCCACUGCAGGGACUGACGCACGACGAGGCGCUACAGAGGUUCAAACAAAUCAAGAAGGGUCUGUUGACGCUGGCGGUGCGGACCAGCCUGCGUGUGGGGGCUCUGUGCGGCGGCAGCGGCCAGGCGGCCCAGCUGUGCCGCUCUCGCUCCCUCAGCAGCUCCACCACGGGGAUGACCCGGGUCAGCGCCGACCUGGGCCACAGCUACAGCUACCUGAUGGGCGCCGCCGUGCCGGUGGCGGCGGCGGGCCCGCAGGCCAAGCCCCGGGACCGCGUGGUGAUGGAGAUGGUCCUGCAGAAAGAGGUCGGCGUGGGCCUGGGCAUCGGGCUGUGUUGUGUCCCCUCUGGAGAAGGCUGUUCUGGGAUCUACAUUCACACCCUCUCCCCUGGCUCCGUGGCUCACAUGGACGGCAGGCUCAGGUGUGGGGAUGAGAUCAUGGAGAUCAAUGACACAGUGGUGUACAGCAUGGCCCUGAACGAUGUGUACUCGGUCCUGAGCCAGUGCCCCCCCGGCCCGGUCCAGAUCAUCAUCAGCAGGCACCCAGACCCCAAGGUGUCAGAGUUGCAGCUGAACAACGCCAUCGCCCAAGCGGUGGUGAACACCAAGCUGAGGAGGGACAAGAGCCAGUGGAGUGUUGAUGGUGUACGAAGGCUGGAGUCCUGCCCCCACAUCCGCCACAAGGCACAGAAGACCAUGACCCGAUCCUGCAGCGACAGCACCAACAACCACCACCUCCACCACCUCCACCUCCAUCACCCCAACAACAACAACCACCGGGGGGUCAACAUCACCCUUCAGAACCUGACGAACGCCUACCACAACCCGCCCACCCGACUGCACAGCCUCGACACGCCAACGUCUGCGUCAGAGCCCUGGGCUGAGAACAGGCUCUCGGUGCCUUUGUACUGUGAUGAGGACUACAACGUGCCCUACAACUCUGCUGCUGCUGCUGCUGCUACUGCUGCUGCUGCCACCCACCCCGGACAGCAGGCCUUCAGUCUGUCAUUCAGGGCCAGCAAGUCCAAGAGCAGACAGCACGCCCUCCCCAGGCGGUACUGCCGGGCCCCGGAUGUGACCAGCGAGGAGGGCUACGCCGGGGACUCCAGCGGCUCCAGCAGGGGGUCCCCGGCCAAAGAGAAGGGGCCGGCUCUCUCGCCCGCCAACAGAUGCCAGGAAGGAGAACAAGAAACCGAACUCUCAGAGGGAAGUCGAAAAGCUCUCAAGCUCCAAGAAUCCACAACCCUCUCGCCCGACCAGCUGCAGAACUCUCCGUGCAGUCCAAACAGAGGUUAUUGCUUAGCCCAAUCCUGCUCCCGCCACAAGAGAGCAGCUCUACGAAGGCAGUAUCGUGUAGAGCAACACCUACAAGACAAGCUGUCGAGCGACCCCUGGGUUCGUCUUUCUGAAAGCUCCCCCGACGACCGACCACUUCGGCACCCCGUAGGCAGCAGAGUCGCGAUGGACCCCGGUGACCACGACUCGCUCCGACGCGACACAAACGGCCCGGUCGCCAAGGACGACCUCAACGGUUUGGCCACUGAAUCUCUGUCAGAGUCUGCUUCCAACCUGACCAGACAUAAUAAACGUUCCCUUUCUCCGAACUAUAACUCGUCUAACCCUCCGAAACUGUCCUCCCAUUGUCUUCAGUUCUUCAGCAGUGUAUACAAGGCCUUGAGAAAGAUCCUUCGCUUGAUCUUUAGAAGUGAAGGAGAACAAGAAACCGAACUCUCAGAGGGAAGUCGAAAAGCUCUCAAGCUCCAAGAAUCCACAACCCUCUCGCCCGACCAGCUGCAGAACUCUCCGUGCAGUCCAAACAGAGGUUAUUGCUUAGCCCAAUCCUGCUCCCGCCACAAGAGAGCAGCUCUACGAAGGCAGUAUCGUGUAGAGCAACACCUACAAGACAAGCUGUCGAGCGACCCCUGGGUUCGUCUUUCUGAAAGCUCCCCCGACGACCGACCACUUCGGCACCCCGUAGGCAGCAGAGUCGCGAUGGACCCCGGUGACCACGACUCGCUCCGACGCGACACAAACGGCCCGGUCGCCAAGGACGACCUCAACGGUUUGGCCACUGAAUCUCUGUCAGAGUCUGCUUCCAACCUGACCAUGCAACCAAAACCUGAGGACCCAACGGAGGCGAAGAAGGCCCCCCCGGUGGCCCCUAAGCCAGCCUGGAUACGUAAGAGCCUGAAGAGUAUCCAGAGCAAGCAUUACCAGAGGGAGCUACCUAGAUCGACGGAACAGAAGCAAACGUUUGGACUCACCAGACCCUUUGCACAGAGUCCGAGAUCCACUUCAUCGACGGCUAACCUGUCCUUCAAAGAGAAGAUCAACUCAUUCGAGACCUUCUCCAGUCCUGGGCCCAGAGAGAAUAUGGCCAACAGAAGGCCUCUGGCGCCUUCCGCCUCCUUACCCCUCAUGGUGAAAACUCCCAGGAGUGACCGUCGUGCCAAAGAAGAACAUCUACAUGAGCACAUUGAAAUAAAUAUGCCAUGUACAAUCAAUAGCCCUUCUUCAGAAGGAAGACCAGAUGACCAUGUGGUCAUCUCUUCCCCACCCUGCAGUCCCAAUUAUUCAGCCACCGGCCCCUCUCCUGGGGUGACCAAUCCCCAAACUGUGGAGCGUUUACCAAUAGUCUCCCUUGCCCCCAUCGACACCUCUGCAGCACAUGUCCAGGAGAGUGAGGAGAGUGAUGCUAAUCCAGCUGAAGGGACAGGUGGAGAUUCCACUGUUGUUCUUGAUGAAGGUGAGAUGGCUACAACACCACUCAGAAAGCAGCCAGAGGUGAUCCUGGGAGAAGUACAACAAAGUGGAUUGAUCAAGCCCAUUCGAGUCUCUCAGAUGAAACCGAGCCCAGGUACCUACAACACUCCCGAAGAAGACAGCCAGAACCAGAAUGGGGAAGAGAAGAGGGAACACUUCCCAACCACUGAGCCAACCUUGGAAACAGACAGCCAACCCCUGGAUGCCUUGCUGACCAUUGAGAAUACCCCUCUGAUGGACACUGAGCCAGAAGGCAUGGAGAGAAUCAUGGCUUUCAGUGAUCAGAUGUGCCAAGCAUUGAUGUAUUCUAUGUCAACAUCAGCAUGUGACACUGGCCUGAGAAAACAUCAGCUGUCCUCAGAUCCUUCCAUCUCUGACAGUGACUGGGACUGUCUGGAAACAGAUUCACCUGCGACUGAAAUACCAGAAAGGGAUGACAAGGGCUUCUCAGUAAGCUUGGCCAAGCUGAGGGAGUGUACCAUUAAUGUAGGGGAGGGGGGAACGGCUGAGGAUGCGACAGAGAUGUCUGCUAGUGCACGCUCAGUCAUUUCAGCCAUCCCCUCAGACAAGAUAAACAGCAUGAUCCAGGAAGUCAAAUCUCUCAGUGUGGAGAUGCUGAAGACCCUGGAGGAAAUCCACGUGGUGGUCCUGCACAAGGACGAGGGGGCCGGGCUGGGCUUCAGCGUGGCUGGGGGGUCCGACCACGAGAACAAGGCUGCUACAGUCCACAAGGUGUUCCCCGACGGCCUGGCCGCCCGGGAGGGCACCAUCGUGAAGGGGGACGAGGUGCUGUCCGUGAACGGGCAGUCCCUCCACAACGCCGCCCAUGCCGAGGUCACUGCCGCCGUGCGCCUCGCCCGCACCAUGAGGGUGGCCGUGGUGGUGGUCCGGAGGAGGGGGGAGGGCGACGCGGUGGACAGGGGGGGCACGGAGGCACGGCAGGGCAGCUGCAAGGGGGAGCAAGACCUCGGCUCCUUAGGUCCUCCAGUGCACGUCACCAUAGACAAGUCUGCCGGCGGGGUGGGCUUCACCCUGGAAGGAGGGAAAGGCUCCCUCAACGGAGACAGGCCGCUGCUCAUUAACCGGAUCUAUCCGGGCGGUGUAGCUGAGGAUUGCGGCCUGCAGUGUGGAGACGAGCUUCUGGAGGUCCAAGGAACGAAUCUCCAGGACAUGACGCGCUUCGAGGCCUGGAACAUCAUCAAGGCCCUGCCUCAAGAACCCAUCACAGCUGUGAUCAGACGGAGGGCCGACGACGAAUGACCAGCGACAAGAUCCUUUUACUGUACAUCGAGCGAGCUUCAAAUGGAACAUGGGAGCAGGGGGGACAAAUGUUGCACUUGUUUUCCCAUGACUUCUUGCCUCGAUAACAAACCAAAGAUCGAAGCCAUCGGGGUCACACGGUACUCCAGACAGGGCAGCGGAGGAGUGAGCUGCACUGCUGGUUGAUUUAGAUGGUUCAGCUUUUCUUCUGCCAUACCAGCGACGCUUUCGGGUACCUUGUUAGCGCUAGUUUCUAUUUCAGUGAGUUUGCAAUUGCAUAAAGCUCAAAACAUCAAGAUUUUUUUUUUUUCAACCAAAUGUAUUAAUAUCAACUCAUAUGUACGGUAGUAUUGUAUGAACUAGAAGAAAGACAUAUGGGAACUAUUUUAUUUUUUAUCAGAGUUUAAGUUUGAAAAUGUCAGGAUGUCAGUCAGUGUCACUGGUUGCCAUUGACAAAUGAGAAGACUGUUAAGCACUUUCCAGUUGUGGCCUCCUUGUGUGCAUGCAUUAUCAAUCAGCUACACUUAAGCCUGCACUUUUUACCUUUUUCACUGCAACCAUCGUUUCUGCAAAAAAACCAACAAAAACAUUUCGACUUUUUCUUCAAAGGCCGAAAAAUACCUUGGUCAAUUCAGUCAUGGGUGGAUACUGUUAUUAAUAUUAUUUAAUUACACAAAUUUUUAACCCAAUUCGUUUUAACAAUAGUUGUGGCUGCAGACACAAGGUUGCAAAAUGUCGGUUUAAAUGUAUUUUCAAUGUAUUGAUGUAAAUAAGAUAAAGCCUCGUUAUGAUAAAAUACUUAUAUAAAAAAGAUAAAGAAACCAUAUUUCAAACUUUAAAGGGCAACAGUUUUAACUCUUCAUUCCAAAUAUGGGAAAAAAGUACAUUUUGAUGGUCUGAAUAUUGUUUUAAUGAGAAUUGUCGAAACUCAAAUGUAUUCUGAUUGGUAAUUUAAUGACAAUGCUGGUGCUUUACAAAAACAGAAGAACAAAUUAUUUUGGUACAGUGUAGUACUAGGUAAACAGUCUAUUGUAUGUGCUGAAUAUACAUGUAAAACUUAACAUGGGCCACUCUCUUUAGCAGCAGUUGUUUUCAAUUGGAUGAAAACAUCACAAAAUGGAAUUGAUAUAACAGUAACAUUUUUGAUCUUGCAUAAAUGGCCAAAAACA
Messenger RNA from Gadus morhua (Atlantic cod), 6954 nucleotides. It is a transcript of the gene il16, whose product is annotated as interleukin 16. NCBI's taxonomy places the organism in Eukaryota, Metazoa, Chordata, Actinopteri, Gadiformes, Gadidae. The record is from RefSeq and is a predicted model, not a curated record. The coding region runs from base 260 to 5785 and encodes 1841 amino acids. Gene Ontology annotation, biological process: induction of positive chemotaxis; leukocyte chemotaxis. Gene Ontology annotation, molecular function: CD4 receptor binding; cytokine activity. The transcript has 30 exons.